GCUCCCUGGCUGCCACUGGUGACAUGCCCACUUACCAGAUCCAAGCUCCAACUCCAACUUUGCCUCAGGGUGUAGUGAUGGCUGCCUCACCAGGAAGUUUACACAGUCCCCAGCAACUAGCAGAAGAAGCCACAUGCAAGCAAGAGCUGAGGCUAAUAAAGAACAGGGAAGUUGCCAGGGAGGAAGCUGCUAAAGAAUGCCAAUGUCGGAAGAAAGAAUAUGUCAAAUGUCUGGAGAGCCACAUGGCCACGCUGGAAGUUCAGAACAAGAAGCUUAUAGAUGAACUCGAAACCUUGAAAAAUAUUUGCUUUUCUAAAACAGAUUAG
Molecule: messenger RNA, 326 nt
Organism: Erinaceus europaeus (western European hedgehog)
Lineage: Eukaryota; Metazoa; Chordata; Mammalia; Eulipotyphla; Erinaceidae
Product: cAMP-responsive element modulator-like
Exons: 3
Coding region: 24-326 (100 amino acids)
Biological process (GO): regulation of transcription by RNA polymerase II
Cellular component (GO): nucleus; ATF4-CREB1 transcription factor complex
Molecular function (GO): RNA polymerase II cis-regulatory region sequence-specific DNA binding; DNA-binding transcription factor activity, RNA polymerase II-specific
Source: RefSeq, a predicted model, not a curated record